Molecule: messenger RNA, 1421 nt
Organism: Eremomyces bilateralis CBS 781.70
Lineage: Eukaryota; Fungi; Ascomycota; Dothideomycetes; Eremomycetales; Eremomycetaceae
Product: RNA polymerase II subunit 7
Exons: 5
Coding region: 412-927 (171 amino acids)
Biological process (GO): transcription initiation at RNA polymerase II promoter; positive regulation of translational initiation; DNA-templated transcription
Cellular component (GO): RNA polymerase II, core complex; P-body
Molecular function (GO): single-stranded DNA binding; translation initiation factor binding; single-stranded RNA binding
Source: RefSeq, a predicted model, not a curated record
GCGUACUGGUAGUGUCUGGACAUUUUCGACGCAUCCGCCCACCCAUAUCCACACAUUUCGGAGACGGAACGUUGGCCGCUACUAUUUGCUACACUCAUUUGAUCGAUUUGGACCGCGAAGAAAGGAAUUCCUCCCUUGUGUGGGCGUGGAUCCGCCUCGUUCGACUCCAUUGCGUCCGCCACGAGUAAACACCCAGCACCUUAGACGAUAUCUCUAUUGACAUACGCUCCGAAGCGAAGACACCAACAUCGAUACCCGGAGUUGUAGGAUAUCCAUCCGUCUAUCUCCUCCCAGGAUCCGCGAAGAGCGCUUCCGAGGCGCACGCCUCGCCGGAGUGCCCUGCGUUCUUCCUCCACCCCACCCGACCUCUCGCUCUAUCGAACGUGACGAUUCGUCCUCCCCCCUUUCACAAUGUUCUUCAUCCACGACAUGGAGCGCACGAUCACGCUCCACCCGUCAUACAUGGGCCCGCACGUGAAAGACAUCCUCCUCCACCGCCUGCACGCGGACGUCGAGGGCGCCAACAUGGGGAACUUCUACGUGGUGUUGAUCAUGGAUACGGGGUAUGAGGUAUCGGAGGGGCGGAUCAUGCCGGGGACGGGGUUCGCGGAGUACACGGUGCAUUACCGGGCGGUGGUGUGGCGGCCAUUCAGAGGAGAGAUCGUCGAUGGGGUGGUGAACUCGGUCGUUGACGGCGGAUUCUUCGUCAACGUCGGCCCGCUGAGUGUAUUCGUCGCGAAGAGUAUGAUCCCCGGCGAAAUCAAAUUCGACGGCAACGCCACGCCGCCGCAGUGGACGGACAACGGCGACCAGAUCAUCGAGAAGGAUACCAAGAUCCGCAUCAAGAUCAAGGGUCUGCGGGUGGAGAUGGGUACCAUGUAUGCGAUCGCGACGAUCAAAGAGGAUUAUCUUGGACCUCUACCUUGAGUGGCUGGAAAGACCCUACAAAGUUGAUACCCGCACAAGCGCGAAGGAAACCCACGUUCGGAGGGUUGGAACCCCCACGUUUAAAGCAGGAAGAAAAGGAAGAAAAGCCAACCGUUGGAAACAUAGCCGGAAGCGAAAAAGUGCUUUGUGAUGCUCAGUUCAUACUGGGAGAGGCUGGACAGCAGGCCUCCCUUGAGGAGUGCAAGGCAGGGAGGUUGUUACGAUGAAGCAAUAAAUGCAGCUUCAGGAGGAAGAGGAUGCUUCACACUAGCUCUAUUGAGAUCAAAGAGCCGUUUGAACAAUUCAACAAAUGAGGACCAAAUCUUCUUCUACGCCUUGUAUUCAGUGCAUGAAUUGUUUCAGUUUCCGUACGUAUUAUGCAUUUAUGUCUCAUGCGGAAUAUGAAAUAUCCCGGAAAUGGGGACCAAUAGGAAGGCCAAACAGAGAACCCUCCCCAUUGGCCGGUCUUCGGUAUAUUGAUUGUUGCCAUCUAU